AAAAGUCGACUGUUCCGUUCGAAUGAACUCGUUUUCUUUUUGGCUGCGUGCGGCUCGGAUCGUACCCAUGCGGUUCUUGGUCAUUUUGACGUUGCACCGAAAUUGAAUAGGAAAAUAGCAGCGCGACCGAGAAGGGGAAAAAAAGAUGAAGAACUUUAUCGUGGCCUCGGUUCUCGGUAAAGGCAAACAUAAUCAUCAGCAGACAGCGGAACAGCAACAGCAGGCCGACCAGGUAAUUAGCAAGAACCGGCCAUUAAAGGGAGGACAGACUCAACAGCCGCCACCGCUAAAGAAUGUCGGACGUCGGGCGGAUGUUCAUCAGCAUCAGACGACGGCCAAAGAACGUCCAAGAGGGAAAUCGUGUGAUCGAUUGGUGCAAAACCGGAGCGAGAGUCAUCAGCAUUUCUCCAGCGAGUGGAGUGAUGACGGCGGAUUCGGUCAGUGGCGAGCCAUCCAUCAUCGUCCGACUUGUUCCUCGAGGCCGGAACCUUACUAUCAUCACGCUCGACCGAUCUCUGUGUCCAUCACGGACCGCAUCCAGUUUGUGCUCCGUCAACAAGAUCGGCAGCAACAAAAUCAUCAUCAACAACAACAACAACGGCAGUUCGAUAAUGGCUUCCAGCUGGCGAGUAAUCGUGGAUUCCACAAACAGUUUACGACCCAUCAUUAUCCGGAAUAUCAUCAACAUCCAUCGGCUAAUGGCAAUGGGACCAUGGGCACGGCUGGCUGGGCCUAUCAAAGUGGCAGUUCUAGUGAAGAGGCCGUUGGUCCCCAAUCGCUCGAUUCUCAAUGGGCGCUCCAGCGGCAACAACAUCGACACAACAACCAAAAUAGAGUCAAUCAUCCGUCGUACCCAACAGGGGCGUCGUCGACGGUGGUGGACCAGCAGUCGGCCUCGGCGCUUUCCAGAAAACUUUCGACUUACGGGACACUACCCCGUAAUCGCCAGCGAUUCUUCACGGCCAAAUAUCAUAAUGCUUCGUCGUCGAUGGGUGAGUCGGUGCACAACAGCAACGGCGGACAACAGCAACAACAGCAGCCACACGGGCAACAACAGCAGCAACAACAAGCGCACCAGCAACAGCAGCGAUUGCGAGGCGUUGGCACCAACGGGGACGUAGGGACGUUACGACCGGGCCGUUUGCCUCAACCACAACAACAACAACAACAGCAACAACAUCAGCAGCCACAGCCUGCGGCGAUUUCUUCCGCGCUGGCCACCAAAGGCGGCGACAGCGCUGGAGGAGAGUUGGGGUCUGCCACUUCGUCGUCGUCGCCCCACUCGGCCGCCCACUCGACCCAUUCAACGGGCCUCGUGCUCUCGGCGCCCACCUCCCUCCAGCCGAGCUCUUUGACUGCUUCGCAGUCUCAACAGCCUCCGCAUUCCACCGCUAAAACGGAUCAGACAGAAAAUGGCGAUGCUCUGAAGAGACGCAACAACGAGUUGUGCUCUGGAGGAGGCGGCACGCUACGAAGAGGAGCCGCCCGAUCUUCGCCGUCUAAUGUCGACGAUCUGAUCCAUUUGGCUGGACCAUUAACAGAAGAUGCCGUCCUCAAGACGCUGCAGGCUAGAUUCUAUGCCGACGAAUUCUUCACAAACAUCGGACCGAUUCUCUUGGCUUUCAAUCCGUACAACGAAGUGGGCAACGCCUUGACCUUAUCCAGUACCCGCAACAUCGUCCAAAAGCCUCAACUGGUGCGUGUCGUCCAAGAAGCUGUACGCCAACAGUCGGAAACCGGUUACCCUCAAGCCAUCAUCCUGUCCGGAUGCAGUGGCUCGGGUAAAACCUACGCCUCUAUGCUUCUCCUCCGGCAGUUGUUUGACGUGGCCGGUGGCGGACCCGAAACGGACGCCUUCAAGCAUCUUGCCGCCGCCUUUACCGUUCUUCGAUCCCUGGGCAGCGCUAAAACGCAGGCCAAUUCAGAAUCCAGCCGCAUCGGCCACUUUAUCGAAGUGCAAGUGACGGACGGAGCUCUCUACCGGACCAAGAUCCACUGCUAUUUCUUGGACCAGACGCGUGUCGUCCGCCAAUUGGCCCAGGAGAAGAAUUACCACAUCUUUUACCAGAUGUUGGCCGGAUUAACGGCUGAAGAACGGGCACGACUUUCCCUCGAAGGCUAUUCCGUCGACAACCUGCGCUACCUCAAUCGCGGUGACACGCGAUGCAACCAGGCUGAAGAUGCCCGGCGAUUUGCCAACUGGAAAGCAUGUCUUGGUGUACUGGGCAUUCCAUUCUUGGAUGUGGUGCGCGUACUGGCCGCCGUCCUCCUUCUCGGAAAUCUCCAAUUUCACGAAACGAGCGGAGGUGGGGGGCAGUGCGAGACGCACGAAGCCGAGCUUAAAGCCGUCGCCGGACUCUUGGGUGUGACUCCGGCCUCGUUACUUCGCGGACUCACGAUGCGGACGCACAACGUCCGCGGGCAACUCGUCAAGUCCAUUUGCGACGCCAACAUGUCGGGUGGAGCGAGAGACGCGCUGGCCAAGGCGCUUUACUGUAGGACGGUUGCCACUAUCGUCAGACGGGCCAACAGCCUCAAGCGGCUGUGUAUGUCGGGCACGCUCAGCUCCGAUUCCAAUGAUUCCGUCCAUAACCAGGCCGAAGUGGCCAGUCAACACGCAUCGACAGUAGGCACGGCCGGCUCAAAGUCCAGCCGAUCAAUGGCCGUUCUCAAUACCGCCGUCCGGCACGCUACCGAUGGAUUCAUCGGUAUUCUAGACAUGUUUGGCUUUGAAGAUCCAAAGCCGAGCCAGUUGGAACACUUGUGCAUCAACUUGUGCGCCGAAACAAUGCAGCAUUUCUUUAACACGCACAUCUUCAAGUCGAGUAUCGAGUCGUGUCGCGAGGAGGGGAUCCAGUGUGAAUUGGAACCGGACUACGUCGAUAACGUGCCGUGCAUUGACCUCAUCUCUUCGCUGCGGACAGGCCUGUUGAGUAUGCUGGAUGUCGAGUGCAGCGCCCGCGGUACUCCCGAGUCCUACGUCCAAAAGGUCAGGCUCCAGCACAAGCACAACAGCAGACUGUUCGAAUCCAAGUCCGCAUCGUCUGAUUUGCGCGUGUUUGGCAUUCAGCAUUUCGCUGGCCGAGUCGUUUACGAUGCCAGCGAUUGCUUAGAUACGAAUCGCGAUGUGCUUCCGGACGAUUUGGUUUCCGUUUUUUACAAGCAGAGUUGCCAGUUUGGCUUUGCCACACAUUUAUUCGGCUCGGAAUUGAAAGUGCUCUUUGCCCAGGAGACGGCGCCCAGGGGAAUCCGCUUCCGCAUUUCGCCCACCUCUCACACUGACCUGUUGAAUGGCGACGAUCCGGUGUCGACGCUGACGCAAGACUUUCACACCCGGUUGGACAACUUGUUACGAACUCUUGUACAUGCCAAGCCUCACUUUAUCCGGUGCGUCAGAGCCAAUAACACCGAAACGCCCGGCCAUUUCGACCGAUCUGUCGUCAGCCGACAGGUCCGAGCCCUCCAGGUCCUCGAAACUGUCAAUCUCAUGGCUGGAGGAUAUCCACACCGGAUGAGGUUUAAAGCGUUUAAUGCCCGCUACAAGAUGCUGGCGCCGUUCAAGCGGCUGAAACGGCUGGACGACAAGGCCGUGGACGAUUGCACUCUGAUCUUGCAAUCGUUCCAAGCCAACACGACGCUCCAACUGCCCAAGGAUUCGAACGUCAGUACCAGCUGGUCGUUGGGCAAACGGCACAUCUUCCUCAGCGAAGGCGCCCGCCAGCAGUUGGAGGCAUUGCGAGCCGAAACGCGUCACAAUGCGGCCGUGGCCAUCCAGUCGACGUGGCGCGGAUGGCACUUUCGUCGUCGCUGGCCCACAGUCAAACGCCAGCUGGAAUUGCGAAUGGGUCGAAACGCCAACAAUUCCACCAUGUCCGUCAACAACGGCGCCAGUCUGCAAAGCCACCAGGUGGCUGGUGGCGCCUCACACGUCAAUCUUAAUCGUGGUAACUCUCAUCCAGCCAAUCGCAAUCAACAACAACAACAACCUCAACAACAGCAGCAGUUGCAGCAACAGCAGCAGCAGCAGUCACAACAAUCGCAGCAGUUGGCCGGCGUGGGCCAGAACGUCGGCUCGUCGCAACAACAACAACAGUCGUACGGCCGGCCAAGGCCGCAGCCCAUCGCUUGUACGCCUCCGCCCGAAGCUUUGGCUGGCCUCCACCAGGAGAAGUGCGACGCUAAGACCAUACAACACACGUGUUCUCUCUUCGGUUUAGAUUUGGAGAGACCUCCCCCGUUGCCGCCCAGCCGGUCUUACACAGUGGCGGGCAACAGUAAAUUAGGAUAUCCGCAGACGAGGAUCAUGAAAAGUACAUUUCCAGAAGAUGCUAACGGUGAUGUGGUGUUACGUGGCGGAGAGGCUGUGAUGGUGAUGGGCGCCUCUCACCGCAGGGGUCACCUACUCGUCGAACACAAGAACCAUCACUUCCACGUGCCGUAUCAGUUUCUCGAGCUCAAGCCCAACAGCCAGCAGCCUGGCGUCGACAUUUGAAACUUUGAAAUACCAUCGAUACAUGUAUAGGAAAGGGAGGAGGAGUGAAGAAGAUGAUGACCUUCUCUCUCUCUCUCUUUUUUUUUUUUCAUCCAUCAUCCAAAUAAAAAAGAAUAAUAUUAAAGAAAAGAAAUGCUGAUUGAUUUUUAGCCUCACCACUAGAGGCUGGCAUCGGUCCUCCUCGGGAAAAGAAACAUUUUUUCUAUAUUUUCUCUAGCCCCCCCAACACAAUAAAGACAAAACAAAAAGAGCCUUAUAUCUGUUAACGUGUUUCUUCAGUUGCUUACAAUUAUCCAUUUUUUGAUCUGUGUGUGUGUGUGUGUGUGAUUUUUUAUAUUUUUGUACGUUAGAAAUCGAUACUUUCUUCUCUCAGUCCAGGUGCGAUUGUUUUCAAUUUGAGAAUUUCUUUUUAGAAAAAGAAAAGAAAAAAAAGGAACUUGAUUCGCUCUUUGACGCUAUCAGAGACAAGCCCAAUGCUCAAUUGUUUAUUAUUUUUUUUUGUUUGUUUUUAAUUUUCACAUUUUUUUUUUCAACCACUAAUUAAUCUGAUUUGCCCGAGACAUGGUCCAUUCUCUUCAAUUAUUAUAUUAUCGUCAUUCUUUACACAAUUGUUACAAUGAUAUUAUCAAACUUUGCACCGAUGCCAUAUUCAGCUGUAAGACGAUGAAAUUAAAAAAAAAAAAAAAAAAAAAUAGAAGACGAACGCGAGAUAAGAAAAAUAAUUAACGAAAGACAACAACUAUAUAUGUGCCAUGAUGUCGUCAGUUUUUGAGUGUCUCCUCUUGCCCUCUCACGCCCCCACCUUCCCAUCUUUAUCCCCGACAUUCACUACUUUCUUUCCUACCUUUGUUUUAUUUCUUUUUCUUCUUCUUCUGAUUUCCCAUCCUGAUACCCCCUCCUCCCGCCUUCCUGACUCGAUAUGAAUUUAUGAAUUAAACAAUAUGAGAUAUUG
Molecule: messenger RNA, 5444 nt
Organism: Daphnia carinata
Lineage: Eukaryota; Metazoa; Arthropoda; Branchiopoda; Diplostraca; Daphniidae
Gene: dachs
Product: myosin-I heavy chain-like
Exons: 15
Coding region: 146-4492 (1448 amino acids)
Biological process (GO): actin filament organization; vesicle transport along actin filament
Cellular component (GO): actin cytoskeleton; myosin complex; vesicle
Molecular function (GO): cytoskeletal motor activity; actin filament binding; ATP binding
Source: RefSeq, a predicted model, not a curated record